Astrephomene gubernaculifera is the source of this 2358-nucleotide messenger RNA. The record is from the annotation of a GenBank genome assembly. Lineage: Eukaryota; Viridiplantae; Chlorophyta; Chlorophyceae; Chlamydomonadales; Astrephomenaceae.
CGGUGUCCUUCAAUAGUUGUAUGACGAGAUCACUUAGCACCGUUUGGCCUGUUUGGACAGAUACGGUUGUCUGGCAGCACAGCUGGAAAACCCCUAGGGCCUAAGGACGACUGGAAUGUUUUUUCUUGUUGGAUGAUUGCUUUCCAUGGUAACCUUACCAACAUCGACGACAGUCAGACCGAGUCGGAGCUAGUUGUAAUCGCUCUCGUGUUGUGUGCUCUCCAACGCUUACAGAAUACUUCAGCCAAGUAGGGAGCUAAUAAUGGAUAUUAUAUUCACCGGGCAUCUUGAGUGGGAGGUGCACCACAUAAGCGGGCUUGUAGACAGGAAAUUUUCAGAUAACUUUAAAGUUGGAAUAUAUUCGUGGCGGCUAAUAUGCUUUCCCCGUGGGAACAUGAAACCCUUCAACCAUGUGUCGCUCUUCCUUGAGUACCCGGAAACAGCAAACACGCCAGCUGAGCUCGCCCCUGUGGCGGAGUUCCGGUUUAUUGUAAGGAACCACAAGGACCCUAGCAAAAAUGUCGUCAAAGAAUGCAGGCACACCUUCACCAGCGAGCAGGUGGACUGGGGCUUCAGCCAAGUUCUGCCCCUGCAGGACCUGACAGCUGCCAGCGGGUUCUUGCGGGAGGAUGGCACCCUUACCGUGCGUGUUGAGGUCACCGUCGAGCCAGCGGGGCUGAAGAAGCUGGACCUCUACACCCUGAAGGCAAUGGCUAAAUGGCGGGACAGCGUGAAAGCCGGCCAACCUGCUGCCAACACCGCACCUGCUGCCAUGCCUAAUCUGCUGAGGUACCUUUCCCCGCCGCCCCCAGGAGCCGUUAGCACCACGGAUAUGGGUGGUGACGGCGCUGCUGGCAGCAGCAGCAGCAACAACAGCUCUGCAGUAAGUAACAGCGUGGGGGGCAUGCUCGCCAUCCGCAUUGCCGACAAGACCUUCUACGCCCAUCGGGCCCUGCUGGAAGACAGCUCCGAAUACUUCCGGCUGCAAAGCAACUUCAAUGGCAGCGACACCGGCAGCACUGCUGCAGCAGAGGUUUCCCUACCAGACGCCGAUCCCGACGCCUUCGCCCGGCUGCUCGUCUACAUGUACCAGGGCGUGCUGGACAUCCCUGCCAGCCUCCUGCGCACGACCACCGAGCUGGCGGGGCGGCUGCUGAUGAGCGACGUCUGCAAGGAGCUGCAGCGGCGGCUGCUGGCCGCAUGCACGCCGCAGAGCAUCGUCGGGGACCUGUUGUGGGCGGACCGCUACCAGUUGCAUGAGCUGCUGUCGGGGCUCAAGUCGUACUUUGUGCAGAACUACAAGCGGAUUGCGGCUGAGGCGCGGGUGGAUGAGUUGAUCCUGGGCAACCCCGUUCUGACGGCGGAGCUGAUGCGCAUGCUUGGCCAGCAGAUGGCGUGAGCAAGCGGCCGAGACGGUCCGGCGGGGCGCAGCAGGCGGCUUGCACGUGGCUGCAUCCACGUCGUUUGCAGGGUGUCAGCAGAGGCAGGCCGUGGGGUGGGUGUCUACGGAGAGUGAUGACCAUGGUGGUGGGGUGUGUGCUCAGGCGGUCGCUGAUUACGGUAGGGCAACAACCCGUUCCUACCAGACAUAACGCUGCUGGCACGGACGUACGUAAAAGAGGGUCGGCGAAUUCCCAAGGUUGUAUGAUUAAGAGGGAGGUUGUCGGGUAUACAUAGCUGUGCAGUAAACGUGGUGGUGGUUACCGAAGUAGGAGUAGCUGGUGCUCGAGUCCAAAACACUUGUUGGGUACUGCUCAUGACAUUUGCUGGCUAAGAUGCAAAAUUCUUAAUAACAUCUAUGCCCAUACUAAAUACUGAAUCCACACCAGAUGUGUGUUUUUGGUCCAAAGAAGAAACCGCUGUCUGUCUAGGCAUUGCACGUACAGGAUUCGGUAGCAUCAUGCCCUGAAGUUGGGUUACAACUAUCGUGGGUUAUCGCGUCAUGGGUUGCCUUGGGUUUGUGCUGCGCUGGGUGCAGUUGGGCCGCUAGGCCUUCUAGGCAUGCUUACACCGUACAGCGGUCCGCCUUGUGCCCAUUAAUUGACUUACCAACGGUUCUUGUGCUUCAGCGGUAUGUCUUGUGCCUUGGUAUCGAUGUAUCAACGAAUUUGAAUAGCAUGCAUGAGCUGUCGUUGCAUGUUUAUUGUUGUCGCUGCGUGCUAGAAGAGGUCUGGUCCCAUGGGCCGUGUUGUUGAAACAUACAUGUGUGCAUUGCAUGCAAGCUAAAGACCUUCCCAUUGAUGUACGCUUUAGUAUCAUACUGGUGUCAAUGGAUGUCUCCGCCAGUUGGAUUUUUGGCGGCCCUUUUUCUUAAACUAAAUGGAUAUCAUCCCUUGUGUAACGAGGCUCCGGUCCUAA